Molecule: messenger RNA, 552 nt
Organism: Dovyalis caffra
Lineage: Eukaryota; Viridiplantae; Streptophyta; Magnoliopsida; Malpighiales; Salicaceae
Source: the annotation of a GenBank genome assembly
AUGAGAAGUCUCAUUGUUUUUGUAGUCUUAGGAGCAGCAUCCCUACUGUUGCUUAGCUCAGAGGCAGUAGACUAUCAGGUUGGAGACAGCACCGGUUGGCAAAAUCCUUCUAGCUCCUCUUUCUACUCUGACUGGGCUUCAGGCAAAACCUUCUCUGUUGGUGACACUUUGACAUUCACAUUCGCUACAGAUUCGCACGAUGUGGCCACGGUCUCAAAGAGUGAUUACGAUAAUUGCAACAUAGCCAAUCAAAACAAUGUUAUCAAAGAUGGACCAGCAAAUAUCACUCUCAGAGCCGCCGGUGAUUACCACUAUUUUUGCACAUUUUCUAACCACUGCUCUGUUGGACAAAAAUUAGCCAUUACCGUUGCUGCCAGCAACAGUACCCCUUCCACCCCCUCACCACCAGGGACACCAGCUGGAACUCCAUCUUCUUCACCGCCGCCGCCGCCUCCCUCAGCCGCCUCAACACAUGAAAAUGAUAACCCUCCUAGCAAGAAGGAUUCUGCAGAAAAUAUUGUCAGGUUUUUGAAGCAAAGUCUUAUUGACUAA